Molecule: messenger RNA, 1747 nt
Organism: Rana temporaria (common frog)
Lineage: Eukaryota; Metazoa; Chordata; Amphibia; Anura; Ranidae
Product: heat shock protein 30C-like
Exons: 1
Coding region: 546-1418 (290 amino acids)
Biological process (GO): protein refolding; response to heat
Molecular function (GO): protein folding chaperone
Source: RefSeq, a predicted model, not a curated record
ACUUUUGCUGAUAAGUGUCCCUCAUUCCCAUCUCAGAAAGUUGGGAGGUAUGAGUAUGUAUAAAACUGCCCAUACAUUAAUAAGUUUUUUGUUCAACCAGCAGGUUGAAUGAAAAAAAAAAAGGAUCCAAUUCCCCCAUCAACAUUAAUUGGUAAACUGCAAUUUGUUACUGUUUUGUUUUUGAAUUCAGAUACUUUUAAUAAAACAUAAAUGCAAAAGCAGUAAAGUAAAGCUACAUUUAAAAAAAUGGUAGUUAUAUAAUGUUUGGCUGAGUGCGUCUUCCAGAAACAACCACAGAGGAGACUGGAAUGACACAACAAAACCAUAAAGUACAGAUGAAUAGAGAGAAGAUCUACGUGGUUUAAAGAAUUCUCUGGCAAUCUCCAGCUGUCACCUUGCUCCCGCCCACUAGUGAUGUAAUCCUCCAGGUUUAGGUUGGCCCCUCCCCCUCCUCCUCCUAUCUCAGAAUUCUCCAGCAAUCUCCAGCACAGAGUACAGAGUUCCAGCCGUCACUCAGACGUUCCUGGCCCCGCCUCGUAUUAUUCAUGAUGUGUCCCCCAGGCCCCUCCCCCUGGCUCCAUAUAUGGAGAGCACAUGGAGGGCUCCAGAAGUGUCUCAGGCAGUAUAAAAGGAGUCGGUCUGGGAGAGGUUGCAGUACAACGAGCAGCAGAGAGCAGACGCUGACACACAGGCAGACGCUGACACAGGCAGACGGCCUCCAGCUGAACUGUGACAAGAAGCUCCAGGAAAAGCAGCAGCAGAGCGACAUGUUCCCUCUCAGCCUCCUCCAGUCCUCACACAGUCCUGUGUAUGUCUACCGCCAGCCCGAGCUCCCCCAUUGGACCGCCACACACCUCAUCCUCCGCCAGCUGGAAGACGACAUGCUGAGCGUGAGCAGCGACAUGGAGAGGAGAAUGCAGCGCCUCCACCAGGCUUACCAUCUCCUGUCCAAUGACCCGGACAUGGGGAGAGGGGCUCAGAGCGGACACCCCACCGCCCCCCAAGACAAAUCCCCCACCGAGGGAAAAGACGGGAAGGAGAACUUUGAGCUCUCCCUGGACGUGAGUCCGUUUUCUCCAGAAGAAAUGACAGUGAGGACGGAGGGAAGGAGACUGAUCGUGGCGGGAAAAUCUGACAAGAAAAGGGAGACUGAGAACGGCGGCUUCUUCCAGGAAUACAGAGAAUGGCGCAGAGAAGCCGAGCUCCCGGAAGAUGUGAAUCCCAAAGACGUGCUGUGCUCCAUGUCCAAGGACGGGCAACUCCACUUCUGGGCACCUCGCCUGGCACUGCCCGCUGCCCAAGAGAGAUCCAUCACCAUCACCGUGGAGCAGAGCCCAGGAGAAGGUCAGGAGUCCAACCCGGAGAACCAGAACCAACCGGGACAGCAGGAGCAAGACCUCCCCCAGAAAUCCUCCUGAUGACAUCAUGGGACUGAGAUUUGGCUUCAUCAUCACAGAUCACAUUCUUCUAUCCCAUUCUAUUCUAUUCUUUUUUUUUUUGUUUACAAACUUUUUUUAUUGAGGUUAAAUUGUGGUACAAUAAGAGGUUUCAAUUACAGUAAAAUUAACAUAUAAAGGUUAUCGAGUUAUAUAAUGAAAAAUAGGCAAGUAGAAAAUAUAUUGAUACAAUCUAUCAAGGGUUUUGUACAAAUAAAUGUCCGUACAAUAGUGUAAAGAAUAAUAUAUAUACCGUGUUUCCCUGAAAAUAAGCCCGGGUCUUAUAUUAAUUAUGCCAACAAAAGACACAG